Molecule: messenger RNA, 870 nt
Organism: Lichtheimia ornata
Lineage: Eukaryota; Fungi; Mucoromycota; Mucoromycetes; Mucorales; Lichtheimiaceae
Exons: 5
Coding region: 1-870 (289 amino acids)
Biological process (GO): protein targeting to vacuole; proteasome-mediated ubiquitin-dependent protein catabolic process; negative regulation of gluconeogenesis
Cellular component (GO): extrinsic component of membrane; GID complex
Source: RefSeq, a predicted model, not a curated record
AUGCCCAUUCCCUCUGCAAGUACCUCAUCUUCUACAACCCCCACUUCCACAUUUACAGAACCACAUCAGAUACCUUCAGCUGCCAAACCCUCCUCCUCAACCACCCCAGGCUGUUCACAAUGCAGUGCUGAUGCAGCCGGAUGCCAGCAUAAACCGGGAUUAGCUUUUCCCACCGCUACCACUAUUGACGAAAAGCGUGCAAAGUGCGAUCGUCAUUCGACAAGUCGAUCCCAAGCCAGUCCUAGCAGCAUGUUGUUGACGAGCCGGAAAGAAGGCGAUGUGUGGGUCGAUAUUUCUAAUGAACGGCUACCGAAUUCUCGGCUCGGCUCACUUUACCCUGGAUCAUGCUUCAAAGGGAUGCAGCAUUGUGGAACAACAAGCUAUGAAGUCUCUGUGGAUAUCCAACAUGUGGAUUUGAAAGAAAGCACGCUAUGUGGCUAUCUCAAUAUCACCGGCUUAACAUCCGAUUAUCCCGAGUUGACUACUUUCUUUCAAGCUGAAAUCAUUGGUCCAAAAUACUCUUUUCUCACACGCAAAUGGCAGGCUGACAAGAAUAUUGAUGCAUCCCAUUGGAAAAGAUUCCCAUCGUUUGAGAAAUACGCAGAGAACUUUAAUGACGAUGGAUUCAGCUACGACCCUUAUGAUGAAGACUUUGUCUAUAUGCGUUGGAAGGAGCACUUUCUUGUACCGGAUCAUCGCGUAAACAACAUUGAUGGCGCUAGUUUUGCUGGUUUCUACUAUAUCUGCUAUCAACGAUCCACUGACGAGAUCAAAGGAUACUACUUUUUCCGCCAGCAUAGAGAAUGGUAUCAGGAGCUCUCUCUCAAACAUGUGGACGAUCGUACAUUUGGAAACUUUGAAAUGCGAUGA